Gavia stellata (red-throated loon) is the source of this 2597-nucleotide messenger RNA. RefSeq names its product mitochondrial translation release factor 1 (gene MTRF1). The transcript is spliced from 9 exons. Gene Ontology annotation, biological process: translational termination. Gene Ontology annotation, molecular function: translation release factor activity. The record is from RefSeq and is a predicted model, not a curated record. Bases 1 to 1416 code for a protein of 471 amino acids. Lineage: Eukaryota; Metazoa; Chordata; Aves; Gaviiformes; Gaviidae.
AUGUACUGUCUACUUUUAAUUUCAGGUGGUGGAAAAAUAAGAAACAAAAUGAAACCUUUCCGAAGUGUCUGUCUUUUUAAGAGCCUGCUUGCCAAUUGCUACUAUCACAGUCAACUUCACAGCUGUCUUCUCCCUCCGGUUGCAAAGAAGAUAGGUUAUGUGGUGGGACUGCACAACUGUGGAUUUUGGAGGCCAAAAUCUUUAUUGGACAUGGCUGGAUUCACUCUGUCUUUUAACAGCCGGCGUAGGAAAAAACAUCAGGAUUCCCGAGCAUUGUGGAAGCAUGAGGCUGUGCAGAAGUAUUUGGAGGCUCUAAGCAAGGAAUACCAGCAGGUUAGUCAUCUGUUAAAUGCUGACUCAAUAAAUGACUUUGAGCAAAAAACCCUGAGGAGAAGAUGUGCUGAUCUGUCCCCCAUUGCAGCUGCAUUUCAAGAAAUCAAAGAGGCUGAAAGGGAAGUUCAGGAGUUAGAAGCUAUGUGCAGAGAGCUAGACAGCAGACAUGAGAAACAGCUUCUAGAGCUUGCCUUAGAAGAGAAGGAAACCCUGGAUAAAAAAUUCAACAUGUUGUGCAGAAAGCUUUUCCAGCUUCUAGUGCCAAAGGAUAAAUAUGAUAGAAGUCAUGUCAUAUUAGAAGUGACAGCUGGCAGAACAACUGGAGGAGACAUCUGCCAACAGUUCACUAAAGAAAUGUUUGAGAUGUACCAGAACUAUGCAGACUAUAAACAUUGGACCUUUGACAUUGUGAACUACACUCCGGCUGAGAUAGGUGGGUUGCAUCAUGCCGCUGCUCAUAUUUCAGGAGAUGAUGUCUACAGGCAUCUGAAAUAUGAAGGAGGGACUCAUCGAGUCCAGCGAAUCCCUGAGACAGGCCUAUCAUCAAGAAUGCAGCGUAUUCACACUGGGACAAUGUCUGUUAUUGUCCUCCCUCAGCCAGAGGAGGUUGAUGUUAAAGUGGAUCCCAAAGAUUUGCGUAUAGAUACAUUCAGGGCCAAAGGAGCAGGAGGGCAACAUGUUAACAAAACUGAUAGCGCUGUGAGAAUUGUACACCUUCCCACAGGACUAGCAGUUGAGUGCCAGCAGGAGCGAUCACAGCAGAUGAACAAGGAAAUAGCUCUGCGGACACUGAGAGCUAAGCUGUACCAGCAGAUCAUUGAAAAACAACUAAGUCAAGAGCAGAGUGCCAGAAAACUGCAGUUGGGAACAAGAGCUCAGUCAGAGAGAAUUCGUACUUAUAACUUCACCCAGGACAGAGUCACUGACCACAGGAUCUCGUAUGAUGCACGCAAUAUCAAGGAAAUUCUAAGUGGGAAAGAAGCACUGGAUAAGUUAAUCAACAGACUACUGGAGUUUGCAGAGAUAGAGGCUGUCACCGAAUAUCUAGAAAAUUUGCAGGCUUUAGAACGAGGAGGCUGCUGAAGACCUUGUGUACAGUUAAAGCAGAAGUGUUGUGUUCGGUAGCAAAAUAAAAUGGAUGCAUUUGUUCGAUGAUAGAUUGGUUAAAAUCUAUGCCUCUGUUUUUUAGUGUGUGAUACUACUCUUUUUUUAUAUUUUGGUGCAAAUGGGUUGAAUAUAUUACAGCAGCCCUAGCAGAAAAGAACCUUGGAGUACUGUGUACACAUACCUUCUGUCUUGGCAGUGUGGCUUUGUUAAGCUGGUUCUUCUCUUGACCAUAUUGCAGCUGGGAAGAUACAGAAUCACAGUGGUGGAGCAGAAGAAAUAGCACAGAGUGCAAGUUUGUUUCGGGCAUGAGAGAUGUUCCUCUCCAGGUGAAAGAACCUAAGCUCCCCAAACAUAGUCUAGAAUCUGGCCUCAUGAAUACUACUGAUUUUUAUCCAUUGAUUCGGUGAGCUUCCUAAAUGUAGUCCCUUAAAAAUAACUCUGUAUUAUGAUGCUUUAUUUUUUUAGAGUGAGUGUACAAAAGCAUAGGGAACGAUCUCAGGCAAGGGGCCAGAAUCUUAAGAGAGAAGCCUGUCAGACUUCCAGCCAUUCUUGGGUCAGCUUAGAGUGGGUCUGGACCACAUGCUGUGGUGGAGUGUAAAAGUACAUGUUCUAGUUUCAAAUUAAGUUGAUGAGAGUCUGGAAGGAGUUUAGCAGUGAUAACAGGCAGCUCCCUGCUUCUUGGCAGAGAAACAGAGUUCAUAGCAUAGAUGCAGUUUAGCUGCAGGUAGCUCUGGAAUUCAGUUUCUGCCGUGAUGUCUCUGGGAAUAUGUGCCUGUCUCUGUGGGUGAUCCAGAUAUCUGUGGAGCACACUCGGCUUUAAUAGGACUCGUGUUCAUGUUUUCACCUAAGCGCAUGUUGUGCAGUAUGCUGACAGGCACACGUGCGUAGGCAGUCAGUAGUUGUAUGCAGCGAUUCAGGAAUGUGCACAUGUUUAAUGUUACACAAAAAUAUGCGAGCGCUCUGCUGAACUGGGUUGACUUGCUAGAUCACGGUGUUCUCUUUUUAUCCUGCUCUUCCCAGGUUAUGCUAUGAAGCUGCUCUGUGCAAUCUUUUGCAUGCGAAGAAUCAGUUCAUUGUUACAAUUUAAAUUACGCCUUGUGGUUGAUUUAUAUUUGCACAUUUAUUUUGUGAUCAUGAAUGAUAUAGGACUGAGAAAA